Messenger RNA from Colletotrichum navitas, 822 nucleotides. RefSeq lists its product as uncharacterized. The record is from RefSeq and is a predicted model, not a curated record. Bases 113 to 421 code for a protein of 102 amino acids. NCBI's taxonomy places the organism in Eukaryota, Fungi, Ascomycota, Sordariomycetes, Glomerellales, Glomerellaceae. The transcript is spliced from 2 exons.
CUCCAUCAACAUUUCCCACACACGCAUCUCACAUCUCCCAAGCAAACAAACAAACAAACAAACCCAAACACCAUAUUGCCAGUCAAUACCACUACCAGCAAAACAACAAAACAUGAAGAUGCUUUCCGCUCAACUCUUGACGGUUCUAGGCCUCGCUGGAAUCGUCACCGCCAUUCCGCAGAUGGUGGUUCCCCUCUCCGACCAAGACCAUCGGACGACGCCACGGCCUUCCCCUACCAUCGCACCGCGUCCGUCUGUUAUCGGAGAUUGCACUACCGUGAGCAUCUGCAGGGAUUUUGUCAACAGUUGCGGUAUGAAGUAUGGCGGUUGCCACAACAUUUGUCGGCCCUGGCCGACGUAUUCGCCGCCCAGGUGUCCUUUUCCCACGAGUCUGAACCCGUCCACGCCGCAUAACGGAUAAGACCAUAAUGUCUGAGUUUCAGUUAUGGCUAUGGUGUAAUAUGCAAAAGGCGGGCGUGUACAAGGAGCAAGUCCCUGUCUGUGGGAUACGUUAGGUUAGGCUAGGUACUCUGUUCGCUGGACCUUGCGCGAGUUACCUAGGUACCUGGUCUUAGUGUAUAAGGGCCAGAACAACGGCUUCCCUGGGAAAUGGGCGAGCAGACGUCCCUCUUCGUCGACAAUGUAUAACAUCAAGUUCUAGAAUCCCAUUCUUGGUCUUCACUGGUCGAGUUGUUGCCUGCUCAGUGAUUGCGUGAUAUUGCAUCUCCGGUUGUCCGUAAGUGCGCGUUGGUCUUGAUGUUACUUACCUACCUAGGUAGGUGCCUGUGUAGAUGCGAAUUGGUUAGAUAGGGCCUGUGAGGU